CGCUGACCCUCUCCCCAGCUUGCCAAUGAGGACUCAGAAUAAUUAAAUUUUAGUCUAACAACGAGGAUCCUGCCCAAGGUUAAGCUAAAGAAAAACAUUGCAGCCCUGAAUGGAGCUUUUUAACAUGAAACUUAGUGGAAUUAUCUGCACCCCAGAGCACCAUGGAGCAAUUUUCAACAUGGGAAAAAAAAUGUUUUGUGUGUCUGGUGAUAGAAAAUCGUAUGCAUGUUGUAGACAUGACCCAAAACAUAUAGCUAAUGGGGUAGUGCCCCCCUGGAGCCAAACAUCUGACUGUAAUCUGAACCGACAUGCUGGAGCACUGAAUAAAAGAAGCAUGAACACAGUAGUGACAGGAGGUGGAGGAUACUUUGGAUAUAAUUUGGGGUGUGCUCUUGCCAAAUCAGGAGCCUUGGUUGUUCUGUUAGAUAUACAAGAGCCCAUUUGGGAAAUUCCUAAUGGAGUAGUGUUUAUCCAGGCUGAUGUGAGGGAUUAUGAUGCCCUAUUUGCAAUUUGUGAAGGGGCUGACUGUGUGUUUCAUGCAGCUGCAUAUGGAAUGUCAGGAAUAGAGCAACUACAAAAAGAAAAGAUUGAAUCUAUAAAUGUUGGUGGGACAAAACUCAUAAUUGAAGUCUGCAAACAACAGAACAUCCCCAGAUUGAUAUAUACUAGUACAGUGAACGUGGUCUUUGGAGGGAAUCCCAUUGAAGAUGGCGAUGAGGAAACUGUGCCAUAUUUUCCACUAGAAAAGCAUAUUGACCAUUAUUCCAAGACCAAAUCAAUUGCUGACCAAAUGGUACUAGCAGCUAAUGGAACUCCAGUAGCAGGAGGUGAUAAGCUCCGUACAUGUGUUCUUCGCCCACCAGGCAUCUACGGACCAGGAGAGCAAAGACAUCUGCCACGAGUAGCAGUUAAUAUUCAGAAGGGGCUGUUUCGCUUCAGGUUUGGGGACCCUUCUGCCAAAAUGAACUGGGUUCACGUACAGAAUCUUGUACAAGCUCAUAUCUUGGCUGCUGUGGCUCUUACCUCUGAGAGGAACUAUAUAGCUAGUGGUCAGGCAUACUACAUAAAUGAUGGCAAGAAUGUCAACCUUUUUGAAUGGAUAACUCCACUAUUUGAAAAAUUAGGUUGCAGUCCACCAUGGAUACGUAUUCCUACUUGCUUUGUUUACGUAGCAGCCACAACAAUGGAAUAUCUGCACUUGGCGUUGAAACCAGUUAUUGAAUUUACACCUUUGCUGACCAGAAAUGAGGUGCGGAACAUUGCUGUGACUCACACAUUCCGAAUAGACAAGGCACGCAACCAGCUAGGUUAUUAUCCAAAGAAGUUCACGUUUGCCGAUUCUGUGGACCAUUUUAUUAAAACAAGACCAGAAAACCAGAAUCAUCACAUCUUCCUUAAAGUCAUAUUUUCCUUAAUUGGCAGCUUUCUAAGUUUGAUGUUUCUUUCUUUUACAUUGCAAGACCUUUCAAUUAUGCAUUUUUUCAAAGAAAACCAACAUUAACUUACGUUUCCUGAGCAUUUCCUGGCUUGUAAUCAAAGUAUAGUCCUCGGCUCACAUGGGCUGCAUUACUCUGCACCAGAUAUUAGCUCCGAUGUAAUAGGCAGUUAUUUUUAGGCUUAAACUAAAAAAAAGACGGCACAUCAGUAAACCUUCUUAAAAGGUUAAAAUAAAGUAUAGUAAGGUCAGAAGGCCAAAGGUGAUCACCAAUGACAAAUGCAGAAGUCAAAGCUGUUGAAUCUAUUUGUUUCACACCAAAAGGGCUUCUUUCCAAACUGCUUGUUGAAGUGGAUGACAAACUGGAAGAGAAGGAACUAGAGUAAAUCUGCAAUACUGUAUCAACAAAGACAAGCACAGCUAGAAUAAGGAGAAAGACUGACCAGACCUCUUGCCAAUGCAUGUUAUUGCAAGGAAUACAGAGAAGCUGGAAAACAGAACAACAAAAGUGAAAAACAGAUUCAUGUAAACAAUACACAAUGCACACAAGCUGUACAGAAAAGAUGAAUGCAAUGUAA
Malaclemys terrapin pileata is the source of this 2013-nucleotide messenger RNA. RefSeq names its product putative short-chain dehydrogenase/reductase family 42E member 2. The record is from RefSeq and is a predicted model, not a curated record. NCBI's taxonomy places the organism in Eukaryota, Metazoa, Chordata, Testudines, Emydidae. Gene Ontology annotation, molecular function: 3-beta-hydroxy-Delta5-steroid dehydrogenase (NAD+) activity. Gene Ontology annotation, biological process: steroid biosynthetic process.